AUGCCUUUUGUAUCAGCAAUAAUUAAUAAAUAUGUAAAUAAACGUCAUACAAAAUGGCUUCCUUUAGCUUUAAUUUUUCUUUAUACUUUUGUUAUUUUUUGGUUUGGAAGGCUUUCAGCACAAAUUGGAAUGUUGGAAAUUAAUUCUUUUUUAGCUAUUAAAAAUCAAGUUCCUCCAAUUGAAUCUCCUGUAAUUUUGCCUUCAACUUAUUUGAUGGUUUUGAUUAUGACAAAAGCAGAGAAUUUAGAAUUACGCAAUACAAUUAGACAAACAUGGCUGCGUUUAUCCACAAAAACUCCAAAUCUUUAUAUUCAUAAAUUUGUGAUUGGAAUGGAUGGAGUUAAAAAUAAUCAUUUUAUGGAGGAAGAAAUGAAUAAACAUUCAGAUUUGCUGUUGGUCAAUUUAACUAAUGAAUCUUAUAAAAAUUUGGCAAAGAAGACUUUAAUGGCUUUUAGUUCAGUUUCUGAGCAAUUCAAAUUUGACUAUCUACUCAAAGUCGAUGAUGACAGUUUUGUAAGACUUGGUGCUUUAUUAAACGCAUUAAAAGAUAUUGAACAACAUCCGUUACUUUAUUGGGGUUUUCUUGAUGGACGUGCAAAACCUAUGCGUGGAGGGAAAUGGGCAGAGAAUGAAUGGCGUUUAUGUGAUAGAUAUUUGCCUUAUCAGCUUGGUGGAGGUUAUAUUCUAGGCCAAAAAUUAGUUGAAUAUAUUUCAAAAAAUGCUCAUCUUUUUCAACUUUAUCGAAAUGAAGAUGUUUCUGUUGGUGCAUGGUUGGCUGGUUUGAAAGUUCGUUACGUGCAUGACCCACGAUUUGAUACUGAAUGGACUAGCCGUGGAUGCAAUAAUGAAUAUUUGAUAACCCACAAAAAGUCUAUGAAUGAAAUGCAGACAUUAUUUAAAAGUUUAUCAUCUUUUGGUGUUUUGUGUUAUCCGAGCGAAUAUCGUCUUCGUCCAUCUUACAUUUAUGAUUUUUCCAAAUUACCAAGUGAAUGUUGUACAAGAAGAAAUGGAUCCAAAAUUCCCUGAAAAUUAAUCUAGUUUUCUUUUUUAAUAAUUUUUAAAUUAAUUUUUAAACUAAUUUUUGGUUCUGGUCCAAUUUAUGAGUCCUUUGUCAAAAGUUGAGUUCAAGGCGGAGUUGUUGGUAUUUAGUGGGCCAAGCAGGGAUGUGCCGAAACAGAUUUUAAAAAUCGAAAGAAAAAACACCAAAAAACGAA
This is a messenger RNA of Meloidogyne enterolobii, 1214 nucleotides long. The record is from the annotation of a GenBank genome assembly. Lineage: Eukaryota; Metazoa; Nematoda; Chromadorea; Rhabditida; Meloidogynidae.